This is a messenger RNA of Tarenaya hassleriana, 1373 nucleotides long. Its product is annotated as malate dehydrogenase 1, mitochondrial. Gene Ontology annotation, cellular component: cytoplasm; mitochondrion. Gene Ontology annotation, biological process: malate metabolic process; tricarboxylic acid cycle. Gene Ontology annotation, molecular function: L-malate dehydrogenase (NAD+) activity. The record is from RefSeq and is a predicted model, not a curated record. Lineage: Eukaryota; Viridiplantae; Streptophyta; Magnoliopsida; Brassicales; Cleomaceae. The coding region runs from base 96 to 1124 and encodes 342 amino acids. The transcript has 7 exons.
CCACAUAAAAGGGCCCUCUUUUCGCCGUUUCCUCCAAACCUAGGCGUCUCUGUUCUCUCCUCUGCUUCUCCGAAGAACCCUAGAUCGCAGCGAAAAUGUUCAGAUCCAUGCUCGUCCGAUCAUCUUCCUCGGCGAAGCAGGCGCUUCUCCGCCGUGGGUUCUCCUCGGAGUCCGUUCCCGAACGCAAGGUCGCCAUCCUCGGCGCCGCCGGUGGGAUCGGUCAGCCCCUCGCCCUUCUCAUGAAGCUUAACCCUCUCGUCUCCAGUCUCUCCCUCUACGAUAUUGCCAACACACCCGGCGUCGCCGCCGAUGUCAGCCACAUCAACACCAGAUCUCAGGUUGUCGGAUACAUGGGUGAUGAUAACCUGGGCAAAGCUCUUGAAGGAGCCGACCUCGUCGUUAUUCCAGCUGGUGUGCCAAGGAAACCCGGCAUGACUCGUGACGACCUUUUCAACAUCAAUGCUGGAAUCGUGAAGAGCCUCUGCACUGCCAUUGCUAAGUACUGCCCACAUGCAAUUGUCAACAUGAUCAGCAACCCUGUGAACUCCACUGUCCCAAUUGCAGCAGAGGUUUUCAAAAAGGCCGGCACUUACGAUGAAAAGAAGCUGUUUGGUGUAACCACUCUUGAUGUUGUCAGGGCCAAGACUUUCUAUGCCGGAAAGGCUAAUGUCCCUGUCGCAGAGGUUAAUGUUCCUGUUGUGGGUGGUCAUGCCGGUGUUACCAUUCUCCCUCUCUUUUCUCAGGCCACUCCCAAAGCCAACUUGUCGGAUGAAGAUAUCAAUGCACUGACAAAGCGCACCCAGGAUGGAGGGACAGAAGUGGUUGAGGCGAAAGCUGGAAAGGGUUCGGCUACUCUGUCAAUGGCCUAUGCGGGAGCGCUUUUCGCUGAUGCGUGCUUGAAGGGACUCAACGGUGUUCCAGACGUCGUGGAGUGCUCGUUCGUCCAAUCCACCGUCACCGAGCUUCCCUUCUUUGCCUCCAAGGUGAGGCUGGGGAAGAACGGAGUGGAAGAAAUCUAUGACUUGGGGCCGCUGUCGGACUUUGAGAAGCAAGGGCUGGAAGCCAUGAAAACAGAGCUCAAGUCCUCCAUCGAGAAGGGAAUCAAAUUCGCAAACCAAAGCUAGAGUACGCAAAUUUUCCCCUGAGUUGAUCGAGAUACACUCUCUCUCGGGGCAAAACUAGUUGUGUUUUUUUGUUGUUGUUAGAAUCGGGCUUUCCGAUUUUUUUUUUUUUUUUUUCCGGAUGGGAAGGGCAGAGACCUCGUACAAUUCAUCAAUAAGAGCAAGCUGGCGUGUUCUUUGUCGUUACGAAUGCUGCUACUGUUGCUCUGUGAGAGAUCUAUGUUAAUGGGUUAUGAUCGCUCUUAUGGGUUU